CCUCCCUCGCUCCAAAAUAAUCAUCCAAGAUGGCGGCGCCCGUGGAGGUCCUGGUUACUGCUGAUUCCGCAGGGCAGCUGUGGAACUGCGCUAUUUUCGACCCUCACACCGGAACAAAUCUCUUAUCCUACCGAGGGGGGAAUUCAUCUGCUCGCUCUUUAACCAUCCUCAACGGAGAAUACAUCCUCGGAGCUCAACUCGGCAAGAACUUCAUCAACGUGUGGGAGAUACAAAGAAAGGACCAACUUCAGCAGAAAAUUGUGUGUCCUGGGACUGUAACCUGCCUUACAGCCUCCCCUGAUGGCCUCUAUGUGCUGGCGGGCAUUGCUGAAGCGAUAUAUCUAUGGGAGGUUUCAACAGGAAACCUGCUGGCUAUUUUGAAUCGCCACUACCAGGACUUGAGCUGCCUGCGUUUCACUGACGACAGCAGCCAUUUUGUGUCGGGAGGAAAGGACAAUCUGGCACUUGUAUGGAACCUUGCCAGCGUCAUACAGUUGGACUCAUCUCACACUCCAGAGCCUCGGCACGUGUUAUCACGUCACUCUCUCCCCAUCACGGACAUCCACUGCGGGCUGAUGGGACCUCAGGCAAGAGUAGCCACUGCGUCGUUAGACCAGACCGUUAAGCUCUGGGAAAUUUCCUCUGGAGAGAUGCUUUUGUCGGUCGUCUUUGACGUCAGCAUCAUGUCAGUGACCCUUGACCCCUGUGAGUACUUCCUGUUCUGUGGAGGAAGUGAUGGAAAUAUCUUUCAGGUGUCCCUCUGUAGCACGGCUGCAAGUCGGGAUAAGAACUUCCAGACGGAUGGCGAAGGCAAUCAGCUGUUCAAAGGCCACAGGAACCUGGUGACGUGCCUGUCCGUGUCCAUGGACGGUACGCUGCUGCUGUCAGGCUCACAUGACGAGACCGUCAGGAUGUGGGACGUUCAGAGCAAGCAGUGCAUCCGCUGCAUCAACCACAAAGGUCAGGUGACAAAUGCUGCUAUAAUUCCAGCCCCCGGCAACAUGUUCCUGCCUGAUAGUCGUCCUGGCAUCCCGUUACCUCGCUUCAGCCGCCAUCUGAACAAUUCAGAGCAAGCAGAGGGAACCGGAACGGGAGGAAUGUCUCUCCGGCUGGGCGCCAACUGCCAGGAGCCGGAGGAGACGUAUCUGGAGAAGGCAGACCGCCUCCAUUCGCUUAUGUGUGCUGUUACAGACAAGAGUGUGUUCGGUGAUGGAGAGAACACAAAGGUACGCGUGUCGGAGUUGGAAGAAGAGGUGCGGACCCUGAAGAAAAUCAACAAAGAUCUGUACGAGUUUUCCACACAGCUCCUUACGAAGCCUAAUUAGAAAGACCCCGAGUGCCAUCAUCUUACCCAGAGAUUGUUCAAACAGCGGCCGUUCACGAAUAAAACGGCAGUCAAAUGUUGUAUGGAUUCGGUCACACACUGAUUUAUCUCCUUCUUUUUCUACGAGGUAUUUGAAAUUCUCCGAACGUGUGUGACGUCGUGUGAUAAACUUUUCUCUUUUUUUUUUUCUUUUUUUUUGGGGGGGGGGGGGAUAUCCAUCCUGUCCACGUUUUUGUAUACUGUUUCUACAUUAUGAGAUAUGCAGAACUGACCGGGAUGUACUCAAUAAAACGUGGAAUCGAAUCCAUCAGUAAUGCAAAGCGA
This is a messenger RNA of Ictalurus punctatus (channel catfish), 1648 nucleotides long. RefSeq names its product WD repeat domain 18 (gene wdr18). The transcript has 10 exons. NCBI's taxonomy places the organism in Eukaryota, Metazoa, Chordata, Actinopteri, Siluriformes, Ictaluridae. The coding region runs from base 30 to 1325 and encodes 431 amino acids. Gene Ontology annotation, molecular function: protein binding. The record is from RefSeq and is a predicted model, not a curated record. Gene Ontology annotation, biological process: rRNA processing; DNA-templated DNA replication. Gene Ontology annotation, cellular component: nuclear pre-replicative complex.